Molecule: messenger RNA, 2460 nt
Organism: Ictalurus punctatus (channel catfish)
Lineage: Eukaryota; Metazoa; Chordata; Actinopteri; Siluriformes; Ictaluridae
Gene: vipb
Product: vasoactive intestinal peptide b
Exons: 6
Coding region: 159-731 (190 amino acids)
Biological process (GO): positive regulation of penile erection; negative regulation of smooth muscle cell proliferation; epinephrine secretion
Cellular component (GO): extracellular region; perikaryon; neuron projection
Molecular function (GO): neuropeptide hormone activity; peptide hormone receptor binding
Source: RefSeq, a predicted model, not a curated record
GCUCGUGCAUGUCUGAACAACACGAGAAGAGAAGAAAAACUUUCUUUUUUCUUUCUUUAAAGCUUCAGGAGGUUUUUUUUCUUCUUUUCUUCCUUUCGGGCUGUUUUGGUUCCAGCACCUCGGACAGCAUCUUUUGAGGUUCACCCACCUACGACAAUAUGAAGAACACUAGGAGAUCAGCGAGCGCUUCACAGUUACUCUUUAUGGCUGUGUGUAGCGUGCUGUGCUGCAGGACGCUUUCAGCUCCCCCGGCCAUCAACUCAUACUCUGCCAUCAGGUCAGGCAGUCUGAACAGUGUUGGUGACGGCGCGUGGCUAAACGAGCCUUCUCAGGAUCUGGAAGUGUAUAAGCUUCUGUAUGAAAUUGCAAACACAGUGGAAAGACCACCGAGACACGCUGAUGGACUUUUCACCAGCGGAUACAGCAAACUCCUCGGACAACUUUCAGCCAAAGAAUACCUGGAAUCCUUACUUGCCAAGCGUGUCAGUGACGAGCUGAGCGCGGACGACUUACGCAUGAAGCGUCACUCGGAUGCGGUGUUUACAGACAACUACAGCCGAUAUCGCAAGCAGAUGGCGGCCAAGAAGUACCUGAACUCCGUCUUAGCAGGAAAGAGAAGCCCAGAAGACGCCUUAACGCUGUCUAACAAGUCCAAAAGCACUGACUCGUCCUUACCUCCGAGCUACGAGGACGAGGUCGAUCAGCUCCUCCAACAGCUCCCGCUAGUAUGACUGCUUUCCUCCGGUUAAAACGUCUUAAAACUGUGUUCGCAAGAAGGUCUGACUCACGUCUAAUCCACUAACACUGGUGUUUGCUUAAUUAACACUGCUUUUGCUGCCUUUUCAUCGCUCUCUUACAUUACUGUAGAGGGACCACUUCACUAUUCCUCUGUAAAUCUGAAGAAAUAGCUUUAAGAGCUUGAAUACAAUCCACUGCUCAAACAUCACACGUUUUUGGGGUUCAGUAUUUUCAACAUUCGUGCAGCACGUCAUCAAUAAACUGAAAUGCAAUCUCUGUUGCUGCUUUCUUUCUGUCUUUCUUUCUUCCCCCCCCCUCCAGAACAUCUAGAUGAUGAUGACUUCAUCUGGCACCUUAAGUAUUGGACCUCUAAUCCGGUUACUGUAGAACAAACAAACCAAAUCGUCUCAACAUGUUGUGUGGCAAAGUUAAUUAUUGUUGUUCCUGUUCCUCAAAGAGCUAUUUUUGAUUUAUUUAUUUUUUAAAGUCGCCGCUGGUGUCUGAAAUUGUAACGUAUCCAAAAUGAAAGAAUAAAAAUGUAUAAAGAAGAGGCGAAGAAGGUUGUUGUUUUGUAGUAUGUGAGCGAGUUGUGUUAACAGAGCCGGCUCCUGAGACAUACCGGAUAUAUUUGAUUAUAUUGAUUAAUAUUGUGAUCAUGCGCAGAAAAAGAAUGAUUCAUGUCAGAAAACGAAAAAUGAAAGCACGUGCCCUAACGUGAAAAUGAAUGGGAAAUUAAUCGUUGUUUUUUUUUUUUUUUUUUUUCAAAAUCACACAUGAAAAAUUUGACAAAUAAAAAAAAAAUCAAUGAAUCUGGUGAGAAAAUCACAUCUGAAAAAAUAAAAAAAAUAUCUUGAAUAUAAUCACAUUUAUUACUAUUAAAUUAGAUUAAAUGAAAGAAAAGAUUACUAAAAACCUAUCGAUAGUCAAAAUAUUUUUGAGCAGGUUAUUUAAUAUAAUUCUACUAAGAAGCAAAAUUAUUUGCCAACGGAAUACGGAAAUCGAAAACGACGUUAUAAUUACAUCAUAAUACGGAAUAGUAGAUAAAUCUGCCACAUAUUUAAGAAAUUUUUCACUUGCUAAGUUAUCAUUUUUCCAGCAUUUUCCCUACAAGUAAACAUAAACAAAUCAUGAAAACAACAGUGUGAAAGAUUUCCACGACAUGUGAUCAAUGUAUGAAGAAAAUACGUGUAAAUUCUACACGAGGAUCAUCACACUCUGUUGAGUUUUUCUAAGAUGUGCGUACACAUGGAUCUAGCUUUGGUUUACAUGGAAUAGAGAGUUAAAUCUGGUUUAUUAUUCACGCUUACAGAUUUAGGGUGGGUGUGUCCAUCAGGGCGGGAAACGGUAAGUGUGUGUCACGCUAUCCCGUAAGCUGGUGUUCUGUUUUCAUGAAUGCUAACAUUUACACUCAGUUUACCUUCUGCAUGAGGAAGUACUGUGGAUGAUUAGUAUUUCCAAAAGAGAAAAAAAAAAAAACCCAGUAGAGCAGGGAUGCGUCUGCCGCCAACAAGUCUAGUCUUUCUUGUUACUAAUUUGCCUGACAUAGUGUUAACCCUUUCAUGCACAGUGUCCAUUUAAGUGUUUGUUUGUUUUUUUGUUUUUUUUAGAAAAAUAUCAAUUGUAAAUCACCUCCAAAUCAUUUGAUACUGUCACUGCAAUUUAUCAUGAAUCACCUGACUAUUUGUCAAUAUUACAAAGUUUUGCAGAAUAUAUACACGUUAG